GCCGGCGUCCCGGCCUCGCGCUGCACAUUCUCUCCUGGCGGCGGCGCCACCUGCGGUCGCGUUCGCCCGAACAUGGCGACACGGAGCAGCAGGAGGGACUCGCGACUCCCCUUCCUCUUCGCCCUGAUCGCGCUGCUGCCGCCCGGGGCUGUCGGCGAGGUCUGGCCGCAGACGCUGCCCGGCGGCCGCGCGCUCCGGCCCCAGGACCGGGGCUUCCUCGUGGUGCGGGGCGACCCGCGCGAACUGCGGCGGUGGGCGCGCGGGGCGCCCCGGGGGGCGGACGAGAAGCGGCUCCGGAGGAGACGGAGCGCUGCCCUGCAGCCCGAGCCCAUCCAGGUGUACGGACAGGUUAGCCUGAAUGACUCCCACAAUCAGAUGGUGGUACACUGGGCCGGAGAGAAGAGCGAUGUCAUCGUGGCCUUAGCCCGGGACAGCCUGGUGCUGGCGAGGCCCAGGAGCAGUGAUGUGUACGUGUCUUACGACUACGGAAGAUCAUUCAAGAAAAUCUCCGAGAAGUUCAACUUUGGCGUGGGAAACAGCAGUGAGGCUGUGGUCGCCCAGUUCUACCACAGCCCUGCGGACAACAAGCGUUACAUCUUUGCAGACGCUUAUGCCCAGUACCUCUGGACCACGUAUGACUUCUGCAACACCAUCCAAGGCUUCUCCAUCCCUUUCCGGGCAGCCGACCUCCUCCUGCAUAGUAAGGCCUCCAACCUUCUCCUGGGCUUUGACAGGUCUCACCCCAACAAGCAGCUAUGGAAGUCGGACGACUUUGGCCAGACCUGGAUCAUGAUUCAGGAGCAUGUCAAAUCCUUCUCUUGGGGAGUCGAUCCAUACGAUGAACCCAACACCAUCUACGUCGAACGGCACGAGCCCUCUGGCUACUCCACAGUUUUCCGAAGUACAGACUUCUUCCAGUCCCGGGAGAACCUGGAGGUCGUCCUGGAGGAAGUGAGGGACUUCCAGCUCCGGGACAAGUACAUGUUUGCCACAAAGGCGGUGCAUCUCUUCGGGAGUCCGCAGCCAUCUUCUGUUCAGCUCUGGGUCUCCUUUGGCCGGAAGCCCAUGAGAGCAGCCCAGUUUGUCACAAGACAUCCUAUUACUGAAUAUUACAUCGCAGACGCCUCCGAGGACCAGGUGUUUGUGUGUGUCAGUCAUAGUAACAACCGCACCAACCUGUACAUCUCAGAGGCAGAGGGGCUGAAGUUCUCCCUGUCCUUGGAGAAUGUCCUGUACUACAGCCCAGGAGGGGUGGGCAGUGACACCCUGGUGAGGUAUUUUAUGAAUGAACCAUUUGCUGACUUUCACCGCGUGGAGGGGUUGCAGGGGGUGUACAUUGCUACUCUGAUUAAUGGCUCCAUGAGCGAGGAGAACAUGAGAUCCGUCAUCACCUUUGACAAAGGGGGAACCUGGGAAUUCCUUCAGGCCCCAGCCUUCACAGGAUACGGAGAGAAAAUCAACUGUGAGCUCUCGCAGGGCUGCUCCCUCCACCUGUCCCAGCGGCUCAGCCAGCUGCUCAGCCUCCAGCUGCGGUGGAUGCCCAUCCUGUCCAAGGAGUCGGCGCCCGGUCUCAUCAUUGCCACGGGUUCGGUGGGAAAGAACUUGGCAAGCAAGACGAACGUGUACGUCUCUAGCAGCGCAGGAGCCCGAUGGCGAGAGGCCCUCCCUGGACCUCACUACUACACGUGGGGAGAUCAUGGAGGCAUCGUCAUGGCAAUAGCCCAAGGCAUGGAGACCAACGAGCUGAAGUACAGCACCAACGAAGGGGAGACAUGGAAAACGUUCGUCUUCUCCGAGAGGCCGGUGUUCGUGUACGGGCUCCUCACGGAGCCUGGCGAGAAGAGCACCGUCUUCACCAUCUUUGGCUCCAACAAAGAGAACGUCCACAGCUGGCUGAUCCUCCAGGUCAAUGCCACGAAUGCCUUGGGGGUCCCCUGCAGCGAGAACGACUACAAGCUGUGGUCCCCGUCUGACGAGCGGGGCAACGAGUGUCUGCUGGGACACAAGACCGUCUUCAAACGGAGGACGCCCCACGCAACGUGCUUUAACGGGGAGGACUUCGACAGGCCGGUGGUCGUGUCCAACUGCUCCUGCACCCGAGAGGACUAUGAAUGUGACUUCGGCUUCAAGAUGAGUGAAGAUUUAUCAUUAGAGGUUUGUGUUCCGGAUCCUGAGUUUUCUGGGAAGUCAUACUCCCCUCCCGUGCCUUGUCCUGUGGGUUCUACUUACAGGAGAACCAGAGGCUAUCGGAAGAUUUCUGGGGACACUUGCAGUGGAGGAGAUGUGGAAGUGCGCCUGGAGGGAGAGCUGGUGCCGUGUCCCUUGGCAGAGGAGAAUGAGUUCAUGCUGUACGCCAUGCGCAAGUCCAUCCACCGCUACGACCUGGCUUCGGGAGUCAGCGAGGAGCUGCCUGUCACCGGGCUGCGGGCCGCCGUGGCCCUGGACUUUGACUAUGAGCACAACUGCUUGUACUGGUCCGACCUGGCCUUGGACAUCAUCCAGCGCCUCUGCUUGAACGGGAGCACAGGGCAAGAGGUGAUCAUCAAUUCUGGCCUGGAGACAGUAGAAGCCUUGGCUUUUGAGCCCCUCAGCCAGUUACUUUACUGGGUAGAUUCUGGCUUCAAAAAGAUUGAGGUAGGGAAUCCAGAUGGCGACUUCCGACUCACCAUCGUCAACUCCUCUGUGCUCGAUCGGCCCAGGGCUCUAGUCCUCGUGCCCCAGGAUGGGGUGAUGUUCUGGACCGACUGGGGAGACCUGCGGCCGGGCAUUUACCGGAGCAACAUGGAUGGCUCUGAUGCCUACCGCUUUGUGUCGGAGGAUGUGAAGUGGCCCAACGGCAUCUCCGUGGACGACCGGUGGAUCUACUGGACGGACGCCUACCUGGACUGCAUCGAGCGGAUCACUUUCGGCGGCCAGCAGCGCUCCAUCAUCCUGGACGACCUCCCACACCCCUACGCCAUCGCUGUCUUUAAGAAUGAAAUCUACUGGGAUGACUGGUCACAGCUCAGCAUAUUUCGAGCUUCCAAAUAUAGCGGGUCCGAGAUGGCGAUUCUGGCAAGCCGGCUCACGGGACCCAUGGACCUGAAGAUUUUCUACAGGGGGAAGACAACCGGGAGCAACGCCUGUGUGUCCAGGCCGUGCAGCCUGCUGUGCCUGCCCAAGGCCAACAACAGCAGAAGCUGCAGGUGUCCAGAGGGCGUGUCCGGGAGCAUCCUCCCGUCUGGGGACCUGAUGUGUGAGUGCCCUCCAGGCUAUCAGCUGAAGAACCACACAUGUGUCAAGGAAGGGAGCACCUGUCUCCGUAACCAGUACCGGUGCAGCAACGGGAACUGCAUCAACAGCAUCUGGUGGUGCGACUUUGACAACGACUGCGGGGACAUGAGCGACGAGAGGAACUGCCCUACUACCGUCUGCGAUCCGGACACCCAGUUCCGUUGCCAGGAGUCUGGGACCUGCAUCCCACUCUCCUACAAGUGUGACCUUGAGGAUGACUGUGGCGACAACAGCGAUGAGAGUCAUUGUGAAAUGCACCAGUGCCGGAGUGAUGAAUACAGUUGCAGCUCUGGCAUGUGCAUCCGCUCCUCCUGGGUGUGUGACGGGGACAACGACUGCAGGGACUGGUCUGAUGAAGCCAACUGUACUGCCAUCUACCACACCUGCGAGGCCUCCAGCUUCCAGUGCCACAAGGGGCACUGCAUCCCCCGGCGGUGGGCGUGUGACGGUGACAUGGAUUGCCAGGAUGGCUCUGACGAGGACCCAGUCAACUGCGAGAAGAAGUGCAAUGGAUUCCGCUGCCCGAAUGGCACCUGCAUCCCGUCCAGCAAACACUGCGACGGUCUGCACGACUGCUCCGACGGCUCCGACGAGCAGCACUGCGAGCCCCUCUGCACUCGCUUCAUGGACUUUGUGUGUAAGAACCGCCAGCAGUGCCUGUUCCACUCCAUGGUGUGUGACGGCAUCGUCCAGUGCCGCGACGGCUCAGAUGAGGAUGUGGCAUUCGCCGGCUGCUCCCAAGGCCCCGAGUUCCACACGGUGUGUGAUGAGCUCAGUUUCCAGUGUCAGAACGGAGUGUGCAUCAGUAUGAUCUGGAAGUGCGACGGGACGGACGACUGCGGCGAUGCCUCCGACGAGGCCAGCUGCGAAAACCCCACGGAGACCCCAAACUGCUCCCGCUACUUCCAGUUCCAGUGUGAGAAUGGCCGCUGCAUCCCCAGCAGGUGGAAGUGUGACCGGGAGAACGACUGCGGGGACUGGUCUGACGAGAAGGACUGCGGAGAUUCACAUAUCCUUCCCUCCCCUACGCCCGGGCCCUCCACGUGUCUGCCCAAUUACUUCCGCUGCAGCAGCGGGGCCUGUGUGAUGGACAGCUGGGUGUGCGACGGGUACCGAGACUGCGCAGACGGCUCGGACGAGGAAGCCUGCCCCUCCCCCGCCAAUGUCACUGCUGCCUCCACGCCCACCCAGCUGGGGCGGUGUGACCGGUUUGAGUUCGAGUGCCACCAGCCGAAGAAGUGUAUCCCCAACUGGAGGCGCUGCGAUGGCCACCGGGACUGCCAGGACGGCCAGGACGAGGCCAACUGUCCCACGCGCGGCACCCUGAUCUGCACCAGCUGGGAGUUCGGGUGUGAGGACGGCGAAGCCUGCAUCGUGCUGUCCGAGCGCUGCGACGGCUUCCUGGACUGUUCAGACGAGAGUGACGAGCAGGCCUGCAGCGAUGAAUUAAACGUAUACAAGAUACAGAAUCUUCAGUGGACAGCUGACUUCUCUGGGGAUGUCACUUUGACCUGGACACGGCCCAAGAAGAUGCCCACUGCUUCCUGCGUGUACGUCGUCUACUACAGGGUGGUUGGAGACAGCAUGUGGAAGACGGUGGAGACCCACAGCAAUAAAACAAACACAGCAUUAAAAGUGCUGAAGCCGGACACCACGUACCAGGUUAAAGUCCAAGUCCAGUGUCUGAGCAAGAUGCACGGCACCAACGACUUCGUGACCCUGAGGACUCCGGAAGGAUUGCCAGAUGCCCCUCAAAACCUCCAGCUGUCACUCCACCGGGAAGCGGAAGGUGUGAUUGUGGGCCACUGGGCUCCUCCCGCCCAUACUCACGGCCUCAUUCGCGAGUACAUUGUAGAAUAUAGCAGGAGUGGUUCCAAGAUGUGGGCCUCCCAGAGGGUGGAGAGCAACUUUACAGAAAUAAGGAACCUGCUGGUGAAUGCUCAGUACACUGUCAGAGUGGCUGCGGUGACGAGUCGUGGAAAAGGCAACUGGAGUGAUUCUAAAACCAUCACCACCAUAAAAGGACAAGUGAUUCCACCGCCGAACAUUCGCAUUGACAGCUAUGGCGAAAAUUCUCUCAGCUUUACCCUGACCAUGGAUAGUGACAUCAAGGUGAAUGGCUAUGUGGUGAACCUCUUCUGGGCAUUCGAUGCCCAUAAACAGGAGAAGAAAACGAUGACCUUCCGAGGGAGUGUACUGUCACACAAAGUCGGCAACCUGACAGCUCAUACACCCUACGAGAUUUCUGCUUGGGCCAAGACCGACCUGGGGGAUAGCCCUUUGGCAUUCCAGCAUGUCACCACCAGAGGAGUCCGCCCACCCGCCCCAAGCCUCAAAGCCAAGGCCAUCAAUCAGACGGCGGUGGAAUGCACCUGGACUGGCCCCAGGAAUGUGGUUUACGGUAUUUUCUAUGCCACGUCCUUUCUUGACCUCUACCGCAACCCCACAAGCUUGACUACUUCACAGCACAACAAAACAGUCCUUGUCAGUAGGGAUGAGCAGUAUUUGUUUCUGGUGCGGGUGGUGGUGCCCUACCAGGGACCGUUCUCUGACUACGUCGUGGUGAGGAUGGUCCCCGACAGCAGGCUUCCUCCCCGUCACCUGCACGUGGUUCGUACAGGCAAAACCUCCGCUGUCAUCAAGUGGGAAUCCCCGUACGACUCUCCUGACCAGGACCUGUUAUAUGCCAUUGCAGUUAAAGAUCUAAUAAGGAAGAGUGACAGGAGCUACAAAGUAAAAUCCCGCAACAGUACCGUGGAAUACACCCUGAACAAGUUGGAACCUGGAGGGAAAUACCACGUCAUUGUCCAGCUGGGGAACAUGAGCAAGGAUUCCAGUAUAAAAAUUACCACUGUUUCAUUAUCAGCACCCGAUGCCUUAAAAAUCAUAACAGAAAAUGACCAUGUUCUCCUGUUUUGGAAGAGCCUUGCUUUGAAGGAAAAGAACUUUAAUGAGAGCAGGGGCUAUGAGAUUCACAUGUUUGACAGUGCCAUGAACAUCACGGCUUACCUUGGGAAUACUACAGACAAUUUCUUUAAAAUUUCCAAUCUGAAGUUGGGUCACAAUUACACUUUCACUGUCCAGGCACGCUGCCUUUUUGGCAGCCAGAUUUGUGGGGAGCCUGCCGUCCUGCUCUAUGAUGAGUUGGGGUCUGGUGGGGACACAUCAGCGAUCCAGGCUGCCAGGUCCACCGAUGUGGCUGCCGUGGUGGUGCCCGUCUUGUUCCUGAUCCUGCUGAGCCUGGGCGUCGGGUUUGCCGUCCUGUACACAAAGCACCGGCGGCUGCAGAACAGCUUCACAGCGUUCGCCAACAGCCACUACAGCUCCAGGCUGGGCUCGGCCAUCUUCUCCUCCGGGGAUGACCUGGCAGUGUGGGUUCAGAGGAGAGAACAGACGGUGACGUUCACUUACUCUGCUAGCACGGGGUGUGGAUAACUCAAACUGGGCAACUAAAACCGCCCAUCGGACUUCUGGGGGAGGACGAUGAAGAUGCUCCGAUGAUAACUGGAUUUUCCGACGACGUCCCCAUGGUGAUAGCAUGAAGAAGCUUUCCUCACUAGAAACCAAAUGGUGUAAAUAUUUUAUUUGAUAAAGAUAGUUGAUGGUUUAUUUUAAAAGAUGCACUUUGAGUUGCAAUAUGUUAUUUUUAUAUGGGCCAAAAAGAAAACAAAACAAAAAAAAAAAAAGUAAAGAAAAGAAUGAAUAAACUUUGUUGGAAUCAACUGUGAACUUUAAACCAGGUUGAUUUUAGUAACCAAACUGCUUUGAUUUGGUAUUAGUGUCGUCUUCCAGGGCUGUGCUUACUGGGCAUGCUUUUAAGUCUGUGAGAUAAUUUUGGUUCAAUAAAUUGGCCAUUCUUUUUAUUUUUCUAAGGCACAGAAAUGUGUUUAAUAAAAACAUCGAGAGAGUGAUGGGCAGAACCCCUUCUCCUUGAAAGUAUGCUCAAGUCUAAAGCUUUGUUUGCAUUUAGUUGCUGUGAAAGUGUUUGGGUGAGUGAUGGGGGCAAGGUUCUUCUAUGUUAUUUUGUUAAUUUAUUGGGACUCUGUAUGGGGCAAGGCUUUAGUGGUCAUCUGACACCACACGUGUUACGAGCCGCUCGCCUGCAGGGUCGGGGGGCGAGGAACAGAAGCUGUUUUGUCACCAGUGCGGAUAUGAUCUCUUUUUAUUCACCCGUGUGUCACCCAGUGGUAUUUGGCAGGAGAGCAUAGUGAGUCAUUGCUCCAUUUCAAUUAAACAAGAGUUGCAGCCUGAGAAGCCCUGCAAGCAACAGCUUCCUCUCUUCCAUGAAUCGAUGGACACUUGCUGGACACGCCUCUGUACAAGAUGCAGCUUUCCAAGCUGCAACAUGAUAACACUGCUGUAUUAUACACUGGUGUCAUUGUCGUUGCAAAAAUUUGCUCUGGUUGUGGGAGAGAGUUCUAGAUCUGUGCCAUGAUAGCUACACUGGCAGAUAUGGUACCUAGUUUUUCCUUUUCUGAUUGUUUGAUUUUUUGUUGUUGUUGUUCUUACUUACCACUGAAGAAUCUCGAAUGUAAAGUUUUGUAUUUGUGUUGAGGUGGCCGCUUACUGUCCUUAAAAAUCCAUACUGAUAUAUGCAGUCAUUUUGAAUUGGGUCAGUGCCUUCCUUCUUUCCUCCUUUCUUCUCUUCUUCCACCUCCCUUGCCUGGACCCCGUCCCCUGACCCCCGCCCAAUUUAAAGAGAAAGCGCUGUUAACUCUUAACAGAGAUGCAGGAGAUGCCCGAGUUUGAGACCCUUCAGCCCAGCCCACAGCGGACACUAGAGUUCAUGUUCUCUGUCAAAUCGGCUGGGCUGUUUCCCUCUGCCUUUCAGUGCCUCCCCUGCAUUCAAGCUGUGGCCACUUGGUAGGUAUGUGGAAUCCGCUGGAGACUGAUGCCCACGCUUUAGAGCUAGUGUUGGAAGCACCGGUGCCUAGCAUUGGUGUGACACCUACUGUAUGCACCCCAGCCAAGAAGCAGUGAGCUCGGGGUGGGGGGGGUCAUGCUUCUGCGUGUGCAUCCUUUAUCCACAAGCUUUGUCACAACCCCAUCUCCUCUUAGAUGUACUGCAUCCCCCUCACAAAGUAUUUGCUUUCUUUUCACCAAAAGUAUCAUUCUUAGGUGAUAAUAUAGUUUUGUUCUGCCUAGGUAGUGUUUGGGAAACAAAGAGCUGAUUAAAUUUUUUUUUAAGUUUAAAAAUUUUAUUUGUGUAUAUAUGUAUAUUUUGAUGGCGGAGUGUUUUCAGUUGUACGCGUUCAGGAUGUCGUGUGGGUGAGGCUCCGUAUCAUUUCAACAAGAGGUUGUAAAAAUAAUGAGCCUUCCUUCCAGCAUGUUUUUUCUUCUUUCCUCUCUCUCUCCUGUGUUAUCUUUUUAAAGACUGGAGUUUCGUUGGCUUUAUCUUGUCUUACUUCGGAGUUUCCUGCAAAACUUCAAGCCCCACCACGUCCCCUUUAAUAAGCACUUUAAGUAACUGAAAGGUUAACGAUCUGGUGGGAGGCAAGUCAUUUAAUCGAACCACUAGAAAGUGUUUUUUCUUCCUUUCUUUUUUCUGCCAACUUUUUGGUGGCAUUUGUGAAAGCUGAUAUAAAAGGCUCUGAGACUUUAUAUUCAUUUUUCCCACAGGCAAGCCUUUGUACAGAGCAUAUGUCUCCGGUUGGCAACUUGAGAUAUUUCUGAGCAUCCAGUUCUCACUCCCAGUGCCUCCCAAUGCUUAGUGCACCGUACUGUACAGACUGGCCAUCACCCCUCUCCUUGGAAAAUGCCACUGGGCUGUUUGAGGAAAAGCAGCCUUUUAGGGCUAGAGUAUUUUAUAUAAACAGAAGAGCUAAAUUCCUGAAUAGAUGCAGCUAUGUGUAAAUUGUAUAUUUUUAUGAACUCUUGAGGCAUGCACUCCACUCCCCUCUGCGCAGCGCUGUGAGGUUUGGAUGUAUAUGUAUACGCCGUCUGCAAGAGUCCAGAGGUUGGAGUGACCAUAGAAAAUGAGAAGAAAAACUACAUGGAACCUUUGCAGGGGACCAGAUCAUUGUCUUCACUGUGACCAAUUGGAGCCCCUGGUUGUUUUAGGAAGAAGGAAGGGGCUUUUGUACCUCACUGGAGGUGCUACCUCCAAAGUUCACACUGUACAGGGAAAAGGUUUUAUUUCCUCCCAGGAUGCACUAGAACGUCAGAAGCCCACGUUUGUGCGCCCGUGACGGACCACGAGUGGGCGGCGACAGUUUGGUGGGCAGGGGGAUUGUGUACAGAUUUUCUCUGGAAGCGGGUUUGCCCCUUUAUGUAUUGAAUGCCCUUCAAGCCUUAUGAGAUGUGGGUCCACGUGGGUAAAGUAACAGAGUAGAGUUCUGCAGAGGAGUCCGGGGGGAGGCCACACCUACGCAGACCCUUUUCCAGACAGGUGGGGAGUGUCGGUGACUGCUGGCUGCCCUGGCAGGCUGGGUGGAUCGUUACAAAGCUGGGUAACUGGUUGGCACUUGUGACUUUGGGAAGAGGGGUUUCUCAGGUUCCAUCCCUGGUCGUGUCACUGGGGGUGUUUGGAUGGGACAGGUGUGAGACACAAGCUGUGUGUUCUCUCUGCCCAUCGUGUGUAAUGCACUAGAUUAAGCUCUACUUCAGCAAUUUAAGGAACGUACCCCUUCCCAAACCCAUGGACAUUUGGUGGGGGGCAGGCACUGAAGACUCCUGCCUUCAGAGAGCCACCCACCGGUCGCUCUCCAUCUAGUGAGAUCCUCCUGUCCGGUUUGGUUGGUCACUUUCCCACUAAGGACAUCGUGGUGAAUCCCUGAGAUGUUUGUCUUCCUUCGGCAGAGAGUCGGGAGGUCCCUCAGAGAAGGGAUUCAGGGGUAUCAGCAAACGGAACACCCAUCUCCAUAUUGAUUUUAGGAACUGACUCUAAAACUCUGUGCGGGAUCUUCACUUGUGUUGGGGCUGUAUCGACAUUCCUAUUAGAUUAUUUUUCUUAAAGGAAGUGUGUGCUGCCUUUCAGGUACAAUUUUUGUGUAAUAAAAGCCAGUGCAUUAAGUUUAUAUAGACUACUUUCUAUGCAAGACUGAGAGAUGGAAAUGGAACAGAUGGCAAGAGGUUACGUGUACUGUUGGCUACACGGACAAUAAGCAUGUUUUCAGAAGGGGUACCACCAGCGAACAUGGGUCAAGGGAGAACAGGAUGUAGAUAUGUUUCUGCCCACUCAUUUUGAGCAGCCAUAUUAUGAAUUAAAUCAUCAGAGCCAAGUAACCCAAGAGUGGUAUUAGUCUCAUGUGUAAUAGCUCAAAUGGGUCAAGUCUGAAGGCUGAAGAGGAACAUUAUUCUCAGAGAUUCCAUGUCAUUUCUCAUUGAAAGACUCUUGUUAUGAAUUAUUAGAAACUUUAGGCAAAAUCAAAGGCAUUUGCAGCAAAAUAAAGGCCUACUCUGCUCUUAUUUAAAGUGAAACACUGUAUCCUUGUUUCUCUCCAAAGUGAAAUUAGAUGCUUAUGAUUUCAGCUGCCUUGAUAAGUUUCCAAAUCACUUGAUUGAUGCUGAAGAUUUUACUGUUAUUGUCGCACAGUUUUAAGAUCACUUUUGUCUCAAUGUCAACUUUUUUCACUGAAUAAAAACCUAACUGGGUCAAGAAAACACCUAUUUGAAAAUCCA
Camelus dromedarius (Arabian camel) is the source of this 10893-nucleotide messenger RNA. RefSeq names its product sortilin related receptor 1 (gene SORL1). The coding region runs from base 73 to 6708 and encodes 2211 amino acids. Gene Ontology annotation, cellular component: membrane; Golgi apparatus. Gene Ontology annotation, molecular function: protein binding. The transcript has 49 exons. Gene Ontology annotation, biological process: post-Golgi vesicle-mediated transport; protein retention in Golgi apparatus; protein targeting to lysosome. Lineage: Eukaryota; Metazoa; Chordata; Mammalia; Artiodactyla; Camelidae. The record is from RefSeq and is a predicted model, not a curated record.